AUGGUUCAGUUAAAUAACAGUUAUGCACGAAUUUGUAAAUCUUUUGAAGAUGAUUCCACACAAAUUUGCGCAUGCGACUUUAGGAUAAACAUUUAUCGUUGCGAUCAAAAUGAAUUUUUUAUUAUAGCAAUUAAAAAUCAGCCUAUGCUCAUGCCACCCACGAAAGAAAGAGGACUUCUUAGAUUUAGGCCGCUACAUUCACAUCAAUUAAAUAAUCUAGUCUAUAGUUUAGCGCUUACAAUUAAUGGGGCAAGUUUACUUUUUGAACUUUAUCCUAAUGUUCUUUGGGCUGAAAUCGUAGGUAUAAUGCCUUAUGUUUUAAUAGCAUCGAUGUGUGGUAUUCUUUCUUUGGGCCUUGUUUAUGCAACGCCUCCAGUUGAGGACGAUAAAGAAGGGGCCACAAAAAAACUUAUACCAAAUAAAUUUAUGUUAGAUUGCAUAGGAAUUUUCAUAUUAAUACAUCCUUUUUUUUUACAUCUACCAAUUGCAAUAAAACUGGGUUUAUAUGCAGACCAGCCUGAAACACUUGAUAAAGCACUCCAUUAUUUUAAAAUACUUUUUAUAACUUGGCCUUGUGAAUCGGCAUUAUUUCUUGUAGUUAAUUUUUUUAUUUGGAAGAGAUUGAAUUGGGUAAUUAAUUAUCAAAUAAAAACCGUCAAAGAAAAAUCUGAUAUUACAAAUAUUAACCUUAAAUUAGAGAAGUGGUUAAAUGUAAAGAAGAAAAUUAAUAAACCAUUAUUUAUAAUGGCUAUUAAUAUAGGCAUUCGAUUUCCAAUUUUUUUGACAUUUGCACUUUUAUAUAAAGAACAACUUAUAUUUAAUUAUAAUUAUAAUAUAUUUUUUUAUAUUGUAAUGUAUAUGGUUAACCCCGUUAUGAUAUUAUAUUAUGACCUUAUCUUUAUUUAUGAAAACAUCUUAAAGAUGAAACCAAACCCUCAAUUAGUAUUUGAUUAUAUAAAUGUUGCUGAAGUUUUUGACGAAGAUAAAGAUAGUUCAGAAGGUGGACAACGAUUUUCUUUAGAAAUUGAUCCUUCAACAAGUAUUUCCUAG
Molecule: messenger RNA, 1050 nt
Organism: Funneliformis geosporum
Lineage: Eukaryota; Fungi; Glomeromycota; Glomeromycetes; Glomerales; Glomeraceae
Source: the annotation of a GenBank genome assembly